This is a messenger RNA of Stegostoma tigrinum, 6939 nucleotides long. RefSeq names its product retinal guanylyl cyclase 2-like. NCBI's taxonomy places the organism in Eukaryota, Metazoa, Chordata, Chondrichthyes, Orectolobiformes, Stegostomatidae. The record is from RefSeq and is a predicted model, not a curated record. The transcript is spliced from 20 exons. Gene Ontology annotation, molecular function: protein kinase activity; ATP binding; guanylate cyclase activity. Gene Ontology annotation, biological process: intracellular signal transduction; protein phosphorylation; cGMP biosynthetic process. The coding region runs from base 379 to 3723 and encodes 1114 amino acids.
UACUGCCUGUAAGCUGCAGUCUGUACUAUCCGAAACACUAACCUUUCAUAAGGCAACUGUUUGUCUCCAGUUCAUAGAGAAAGAAAUGCAUGUGAAAAGAAUAUUUUUGACAUGUCCACCAAAAUCAGCAUGGUAUGAAAGAAAAGAACAGGAAUUACAAUAUUAGUAUUGAAUGUUGCAAAUUGGUAAGCAGGUUGAUGCGAUAGAAUUUAAUCAGAUCAGUCACUAAAGUCUGAGACUUCGUUAAACGAGCCUGAGAGAAAGUAACUUCACGUCUUCACCUGAAAAAUCGAGCUUUUGCAAACAUCUCGGAAAUAACUUGGAUUAAUUUUUAAAUUUAUUCCCCGACUAAAUGUUCUGGACUGCUGUAGGAUAGCCAUGUCAUAUCAUUCCUCUUGUUUCAGUAGGUUUACACUGAAAUUAUCAAACCCUCCAAUUUGGGUUGAUACCAGAAACCAAUGGCUUGCUUCAUAUUCACUGUUGCCCUUCCCCCUGUUUGCCAUCAUUCUGUUGAAUUUGACACUUCCACAUUCGGUACAUUGUGCGAUGUACAAAGUGGGCGUCAUAGGACCCUGGAGAUGUGACCCAAUGUUUGCUAAAGCUCUUCCAAAUGUUGCUGCCAAAUUAGCUGUUGAUCGAAUCAACAAGGAUUCCUCCUUAAGCCUUGGCAACCACUUUGAUUAUGUGAUUCUAAAUGAAGACUGUCAAACCUCCAAAGCUUUAGCUGCUUUUCUUGAGUAUUCAGAACUGGCAUCUGGAUUCAUUGGCCCUACAAAUCCAGGCUAUUGUGAUGCAGCUUCCCUCCUGGGAAAAAAUUGGAAUAGAAUUAUAUUUUCGUGGGCUUGUGUAAACUAUGAACUGGACGAUGCUCUGAAUCAUCCGACCUUUAUGAGAACUUUACCAUCUCCAACAAGAGUUCUCUUCUCAGUGAUGAAAAGCUUUCGGUGGGCCCAUGUAGCCAUCAUCUCAUCAACGGAAGACAUUUGGGUGGAUACAGCUGCGAAAGUGGCCAGUGCCCUCAGGAGACAGGGCCUGCCAGUGGCAGCUGUGUUUUCAAUGGACAAUGAACCAGGGAGUGUCAGGAACAUUCUAAAGAAAGUAAAAACUAUUGAGAAACUUCACAUGAUAAUCAUGUGUAUGCACUCAAUUCUUAUUGGUGGUGAGGUACAGAAACAGCUUUUGGAAAGUGCCCAUGAUUUGCAGAUGACUGAAGGCAACUACGUGUUUAUACCAUAUGACACUCUUCUUUACAGUCUCCCAUACCAAAACACUCCCUACCCAGUAUUGGUGAACAAUUCAAAGCUCCAGAAGGCAUACGACUCAGUGCUAACAAUCACUGUGGAUUCUGCAAAGGUGUCAUUCCAUCAGGCAUUUCAAGAGCAUGUGCAGAGCCAGGAAAUUAUAACACACUUGAAGCCUCACCAGGUAUCCCCAUUGUUUGGUACAAUCUAUAAUGCAAUUUAUUUUCUCGCCAAAGCUAUGGAAAACAAUAGAAAACACCAAGCCUGGGUCUCUGGCAGCAACAUAGCUAAGUUUGCGAAGGACAUAAGAUUUGAUGGCUUCAGUCAGAAGAUUUGGACUGAUAAAAAUGGGGACAGCUUCACUGAUUAUGUAAUCCUGGACACUGAUGGAAAAGGAACAGAACUGUAUCACACAUACACCAUAGAUAUAGAAACAGAUCUAAUACGAUUGACAGGGCGAGCAAUUCAUUUUCCCAAUGGAGUCUUACCAAAAACAGAUUCUGCAUGCUGGUUUACUCGUGGGAAAAUCUGUACUGGAGGAAUUGAUCCUUUCUUCGCCAUAACAGUGCCAUUGAUGAUCAUCUUUGUGGUGCUUUUCAGUGUGGGUCUUGUCUACUGUAUAAGACGCAGAAUAAUUCAAAUAAAAUUACUGAAGGGUCCUGAUAAGAUAUUGCUGACACUCAAUGAUGUAACAUUUAUAAACCCACAGCUCAGUAAGAAGAAAAUCAGUUGUGAAGAUAGUCAACUGAGUGAAGGGGGACAAAGCCUAUCUGAGACCAGAAGUAAAAAAUCUCCCAUGUGGUCACACUCAAUGAGAAGUCUUACUCCUGCCACUCAUGAAAACUCAAACGUAGCAGUUUAUGAGGGUGAUUGGGUUUGGUUGAAGAAGUUUCCUUACAAAGAAUAUGGAAAUAUUACGCCAGGCGCAAGUGCCGUGUUUGAAAUGAUGAAAGAUUUUCGACAUGAAAACAUAAACAUUUUCCUUGGAUUCUUCUUUGACUAUGGGAUGCUUGCUAUUGUGACUGAGUUCUGUACCCGUGGAAGCCUGUUGGAUCUGCUGAGAAAUGAGGAUGUGAAAUUGGACUGGAUGUUCAAAUCAUCACUCCUGCUGGAUCUGAUCAAGGGCAUGAGGUAUCUACAUCACCGAGAAUAUGUGCAUGGAAACCUCAAGUCAAGGAACUGUGUUGUAGAUGGACGCUUUGUUCUAAAGGUGACGGACUAUGGAUAUAUUGAUAUGGCCAAAGCCCAGAACAUUCCAUUGAUGGAACCUCCGGCAGAAGAAUUCCUUUGGAUUGCUCCUGAGAUACUACGGAAGCCUAAUCCUUUAAUGAACGGUACCUUCAAAGGGGACAUUUACAGUUUUGCAAUCAUAAUGCAAGAGGUGGUAAUACGUGGUCCACCAUACUGCAUGUUUGAUCUGUCAGCAGAAGAAAUCAUCCAGAAUAUAAAAAAGCCCCCUCCUUUGCUCAGGCCAAUUAUUACCCAAGAUCAUGCUCCCAUAGAGUGUAUCCAGUUAUUGAGCCAAUGCUGGAAUGAAAUACCUGAAAGAAGACCAUCCUUUGAUGAGAUCUUCGAUAAUUUCAGGAAUAUUAACAAAGGUAGGAAAACCAAUAUCAUCGACUCUAUGCUGAGAAUGCUUGAACAAUAUUCCAGUAAUCUGGAGGAUCUCAUUAGAGAACGAACUGAAGAGUUAGAAAUAGAAAAGCAGAAAACAGAGAAACUUCUGACACAGAUGUUACCUCCAUCAGUUUCAGAGUCCCUGAAAACUGGCUGUACUGUUGAGCCUGAAUACUUUGACCAGGUGACCCUGUACUUCAGUGACAUCGUUGGUUUUACAACUAUAUCAGCAAUGAGUGAACCUAUCGAAGUGGUUGACCUCCUGAAUGAUCUCUACACACUUUUUGAUGCUGUGUUAGAAAAUCAUGAUGUUUACAAGGUGGAAACCAUUGGAGAUGCUUACAUGGUGGUCUCUGGCCUCCCAACAAGGAAUGGUAACAGGCAUGCAGCUGAAAUUGCAAACAUGUCUCUGGAUAUCCUGAGUGCGGUAGGCACUUUUAAAAUGAGGCAUAUGCCGGAUGUGCCAGUUCGCAUAAGGAUAGGUCUGCACUCAGGACCAUCUGUUGCAGGAGUUGUGGGUCUGACCAUGCCACGGUAUUGUCUAUUUGGAGAUACAGUCACUACAGCUUCACGCAUGGAAUCCACAGGGCAACCUUAUCGUAUUCAUGUCAAUCACACGACUGUUAAAAUUCUUAUAAAUCUGAAUGAAGGUUACAAGCUGGAGCCCAGAGAAAGAACUGAACUGAUGGGCCAAGGCUUUGAGCAGACCUACUGGCUGGUAGGGAAAGAGGGUUUUACCAAGCCAUUACCGAAACCUCCAGAAUUGAAGCCAGGGCAAAAUACCCAUGGCUUGCAAAUGGAAGAAAUGGCAAGGUACAAACAAAUGAAAGCACAAAAGCAGCAAAAAACAAGUUUCCAGCGUUGACAGCCUGAAGAGAAACGAUCUGUCUAUGAAGAAGGCAACAUACAUGCAUCAUGUGGCAGCACAGCUUCCACAAUAAGAGGACAAUGAUAGCUUCACAUAUGGCAAACUUAAUCUUCAUCCUGUGAUUAAAAGGCUGCAUCUGAUUAACAAGGACACUGUGAAAGGUUAUUCACACUGGUAUUAAGACUACUGCAGCAGAUAAAUCAGAAUCAGAUUAUUAAAAUUAAUCUUGAAGGAAAAUCUAAAAUUCAAUAUGAUGCCUAUUCCCCACAGCAUGACAAAUACAGAAAUUUAGCUACUGAAUAUUGCAAGAAUGAAGGGCUUUUCAUCUUAUAUAAAAAUGAUAAAAGAAAAAUCCAACAUGCAGCAGAGAUAUUUUACACUUGAAUCUCAAGAUUUCAGAAGAAUUAAAGCUUCCUCCAACUGCAGUUUAAGUUUUAUCUGUUAGGAAAUUAUUCAAAGACCAAACAUCAUGACCUGCUACUUUUCUCAAAGACUUUACACUGUAUUUGAUUAUAAAGUGACAUUAGCCCUGGAAAAAAUCCUAACAUAUAGUAUUGCAGCAAUCCCAGAACAUACACAGCACUACACAAAUAUAAUGAAAAAUUUGUCAAGUAUGCAUUUGUUCACAUUUUCUAACUGUGGAAAGAAUUGCUAGUGGUAGUAUCUUACUUACACUCAUCUUAACACUCCACUAUGAAUAGCAAACAGAGGGAGACUUCCUCUCGUAUAUAGUGAAGAAAACUUUAUGUACCAAUUCAGGUGUAGUAGCCUUGAUGUAUUGUAAAAUGAAAUGCCAUCAAUUAUAUUGUCCUAGCAUCUACAUGUUGCAUUGUAAUUUAGAUGCUGAAUGUAUACAGUAUUUUUUGGUAUUGUACAAAUUCAGGUAUUAUACCAUUGCUCCCUCUACCCUGCCUUGUCUGUAUGCUAUGUAAUUCUGUAAAACAAAGUGGUUGUAUUUUUCCUUCCCCAAGUUUUCAUGUUUCCAUUCCCUGGCUUCGCCUUCAAAUUACUGACUGACUGUGAUAAAUGUGAAUAGGUGCCUCCAAUCCUCCCCUACCUUAUCCAAUCAAUCAUUCUUCAUGGGUCAGCCUCAUGGUAAGGGUCACAGACUUUCACAUUGUCUGAUCAUCACAGCCUUUCUGAUCCAGCUGUUUGCCAACCAGUACUAUCCAGCAGGGUAAUAACAAUGAGAAACUGGGUCCCUGAAUAAAGUUGUAUUUUUGUUCAUCUCCUUAACACAGUGUGCUGAAGUGUGCUGAAGCCAGUUUCUGCCCAUUAACCUUUUUGCUAUUCAGUCUUUCCUGUCUUCCCCCUUAUGACAGUUAUCGCCUUUUCUUAUUUCACACCCUCCAUUACAUCUUUGUCUUUUUCCAGCUUUCACAAAAGAUCAUUAAGGUGCAACAUUGGUUCUGUUUCUUGUUUUCCAUUUGUAUUUUUGCCUCAUUGAGAAUCACCAGCAUUUACACUGAAAGGUCCUGUUUUCAGCAUGCAUAAUAAUUUGCUUUUGUGGAAUACCUCAUCUGCUUGCAGUUGAAAUCAGUAAUUCAUCGCAUACCAGGCAUUGAUCUCCAAGUUCUACUGAUUUGUAAGGCUCAGUUUUGGCUUGCCAGUGGUUUUCUCAAAAGAGUCAUCAAGGAAGACCCGAUAAUGUACACGAUUCACACGUAUAGACUAUAUCCAUUUUAAGAUCUUGAUUGCUGUAAGACAUUUGUGAAAUUUUGAUGCACAAUAACAUCAAAAUCACUUUAUUAAAUUAAUCUUUCUACUUCUCCAGGAGCCAUCUGCCAUCCGUUUACACACGUGAUUUCUUAAUGUACUCAGGUACUCCCAUCUGUCUAAACAUUACUCAUUUAAUAGAUUUCCAUUACGAUAAAAUCUACAAAAUCACCAUGGCAAUACUUAUUCACACACUAUUGGAGAGAAAACUAUUUCUUAGCAACACCAUUAAAAGGCCAUUGCUAGGUGUCAGAAUACUUGCACGGUAUUUUGUUAGCUUUGUAAGCAGAAUCCAGUUUGAAUUGGUUAACUUGAUGUCAUCAAUCAGGUUUGCAGGAACAGCUGUCACUGUAAGAUCAUUCAUUUGAUAGUCUUUGGCAUCUCACAUAAGUGUCCAAUUGCCAUAUGUGAACCCAAUCCUGUUGACCUGUUUUUAAUUUUCUGGUACUUCACUGAGGUUACUAAUCAUUGAAAAAAAAUUGGAUCAUAGGACUGAGGACUUACAAGAUGAAUUAACCAUUUGACCCUUCAAGCCUGUUCAACAAGAUUGUAGAUGUUUUAUAAAAUCAUGAGGGGCAUAGAUAAGGCCUUUUCCCCCAGGUUAGGGUAGUCCAAAACUAGAGAGCAUAAGUUUAAGGUGAGAAGGGAAAGAUUCAAAGGGAACUGAGGGGAAACAUUGUGAGUGUAUGGAAUGAGCUGUUGGUAGAGGUGGAUACAAUUACAACAUUUAAAAGAUAUUUGGAUAGGUACAUGGAUAGGAAAGGUUUGAAGGGAUAUGCGGCAAAUGCAAAGCAAAUGACAUUUCUUGGCAAGGACGAGUUAGGUCGAAGGGUCUGUUUCAGCAGGCCAUAUGAUUCUAUGACAGGAGUUGUGGCCUCAGCUGAAUUUUCCUUCUGUACUUCACUAUGGUUUUUGACAGCCCAAAGAUCAUGAAGCAAGGAUUCUCUAUUCAGGUCCUUGUAACCAUGAAGGAACAUUAAACACUAGAAGAUAUUUAUUGUAUUUUCAUGGAGUGAAGUCUAUGGUUUAUAUUGUGAUGGCUGUCUGCUCCUUUCUCACAUGAGUCUUGCUUAUCCUCUAAAAUGUACUUUUAAAUGUAUAGGGGGUUGAUUUAUCUUAUUCAGUUGCCCAUCCUCACCAUUGCCACCCACUGUUGGAGGUUCUGUUACAUCCUGACUCCCUUGUCUAUUGAAAUCCAUCUAAUGUAACCUUGAAUAAGUACAACAACCCACCUCCAUGGCUUUGUGAGAUAGUGAAUUCCAUAGUCUAACUACUUUCUUUGAGAGUCAUAGAGUCUCUUGUUUUUCUAAAUUCAGUUGAACAUAGGUCUAACCUGUUCACCAUUCCUCAUGAGAUAAUCUUUUCAUCCCAGAAAGUGUUGAUUGAACUUACUCUGAACUGCUUCAAAAGCAAUAAACCUUUGUUUAAAUAAGCUGUCCCAGACUUAGUAUUGUAUAUUAUUGUGGUCUCACUAACACCCUGUUCAGCUGUGUUCAA